Messenger RNA from Iphiclides podalirius (scarce swallowtail), 405 nucleotides. NCBI's taxonomy places the organism in Eukaryota, Metazoa, Arthropoda, Insecta, Lepidoptera, Papilionidae. The record is from the annotation of a GenBank genome assembly.
AUGCGCAGAGGGAACACCUCUCCCCACUCCACGGCCGCACCGGCGAUCGAUCGUAGACGGCGCGGCUAUACCUCCCCUUCUUCACCCAUUCCCCUCACCCUUCAGCCCUAUCAGAAAAGGGGCGCGGGUCCGGUCGAGAGUUCGCAUACGAGUUUCGAAGUCGCUCGGGCGCCCAUAAAUUCUUCGGAUGAGAGUAGUCCUAUAUUGGCAUAUUCACACGCCUAUCGUCGUCCAAUCGAUAUAAGUUUAGUUAGCGAAGAGCGUCGAGUGCUAGCAUCCUGUUGCUCACCCGACGAGGGUGUAACGAUCGCCCGCCGACGACGUAACGCGCAGGUCACGACCACGCCGUGUUCACGACACAACCCCCCCCCCCCCACCCUGCCGCUACCGUAUUCCGAGAGGGCG